AUGGCGCCAUUCGUCGUCGCGUCGCCCGCGCGCGCGAGCAUGAGCGCGUACGAGGCGGAGCGCGCGGCGCGGAUAGAGGCGAAUCGCGCGCGCAUGGCCGAGCUCGGAGUCGUCCGAGCGAAGCGCGCGUUGGAGACGGGAGGUGUGAAGCGGCGGAGAGAAUUUUUGAAGCAUACAUGUGAUUCCACGCGGGCGCCGACGCGGACGUCGAGGAGACAGAGACGCGAAGCGCCGGAGAAUUUUACCGUCGAUGACCUCGCGAGGGCGAGAGAGUUGAUGGAGAUUGAGUACGCGGAGGAGACGUACGAGCGACGUCACGUGGAGGCGCUCGCGAAGGCGCCGGAGCGCGCGUGGACGUUAUUCGUCGAUGGAUACGACGAAAAGGGGCGAAGGAUAUACGAUCCCGUGAACGGGGAGUGUUGUCAUCAGUGUCGACAGAAGACGAAGGGACUGCGAACGCGCUGUGCCGGGUGUGAGAUGAUGCGCGGUGUGUAUUGCGGAGACUGUCUGUGGAUGCGUCAGGGACAAAAUAUUCGAGAGGCAAUCGCGCGGGGCGACGCGUGGAGGUGUCCGUCGUGCUUGGACAUUUGUAAUUGUUCGUUCUGUCGCACGAAGAAGGGAUACGCGCCGACGGGGGCGAUGUAUCGAAGAGCGCUCGCGAUGGGAUACGACUCGGUCGCGCACUAUUUGGUCUUGACGAAUCAAAAGGAUGAGGCUGCGCGCGACGCGGCGAAGCGCGAGGCCGAGGUCAAGGCGGCGGCGUACGCCAAGGCCGAGACGCACGCGAUGGCGCCCUUGGACACGAAUUCACCCGAAGUCAAACGUCCGCACUGGCUCGAGCCAAAGGUGUACGCCGCGGAGUGA
Messenger RNA from Ostreococcus tauri, 864 nucleotides. Its product is annotated as Zinc-finger domain of monoamine-oxidase A repressor R1. Lineage: Eukaryota; Viridiplantae; Chlorophyta; Mamiellophyceae; Mamiellales; Bathycoccaceae. Gene Ontology annotation, biological process: regulation of DNA-templated transcription. The record is from RefSeq and is a predicted model, not a curated record. The coding region runs from base 1 to 864 and encodes 287 amino acids. Gene Ontology annotation, cellular component: nucleus. The transcript has a single exon.